CUCCAGCGCCCCUUCUACGGAACGCCGGGCUCCAGGACUUGCCUCUAUUGCCUGCGUAGACGAGUUCCAAGAGCUGGGUGGCGGUGUCUCGGAUAGGCGGGGCCAGCAUCAGUCGACCUACUCCAAGGUCUAUCCGAAACCACUGGUUAGUGGUGAGAAGAGGACCCCGGUGUCCCGGCAGUGGGCGCGGGAAGCCAGGGUGGCUGUUUGUGCUCACCCCCCUCCCAACUCCUCCUCGCUCGCUGAUUCGCCCGUUCAGGAAUUGGAAAUGGGCAACCUCGAGAGGUGCAUCUGGGGACGUACAUGGCUCUGAGACCCUUGCCACCUGCCUCUCCUUCCGCCCAUGGCCACACUGGUGGUCCUCGCCACUCUGGCCCCAUUGACGCUGCCUUGAGAGUUGCUCCAAAGUAGGGCUCCCGAGCUUGGAGCAGCAUGGGCACUGAGAGGGAAGAGCCCGACUGCCAGAAACAGUUCCAGGCAGCCGUCAGCGUCAUUCAGAACCUGCCUAAGAAUGGCUCUUACCGCCCCUCCUAUGAAGAGAUGCUGCGGUUCUACAGCUACUACAAACAGGCUACCAUGGGGCCCUGCCUGGUCCCCCGGCCUGGGUUCUGGGAUCCCAUUGGACGUUAUAAGUGGGGUGCGCUUCCAUGUUUCCUAUCCGUUGAUAUCCUUUGGGAAAUCACGUUUCUGUUGCCCUCUCUCCCAAGUCUGUCUGAUCCUGACUGAUGCCAGGUGGAGAACCCUUCCUGCACAGGUGAUCGACACAGUGCCCCUGGGCGAAGUGGCGGAAGAUAUGUUUGGUUAUUUUGAGCCCCUGUACCAGGUGAUCCCUGACAUGCCAAGGCCCCCAGACACCUUCCUAAGAAGGGUCACAGGUUGGAAAGAGCCAGCACUGCACAGAGACGAUCAGACUGCUCCAGAGCCUUCUUGCCUCCCCAAGGAGCCAGUACCUCCAAGUCCAGAGCCCCAGCCACCCAGGGACUUGGACCUGGAGGUUUUCUGUGAUUCUCUGGAGCAGCUGGAGCCAGAGUUGGUGAGACCGUCCCUCUUCUCCCCUGUUCCUCCCGGGUCAGAGUUGCCCCGCCUCCACCCUGAGACCUGCGACUCAGCUCAGCAGGUCUGCUCGGAGCAGAAGGCAGCAGCUGGCCGGGAGCUGGACACUGGAGGCAACCCUGAGUCCCCCAGUGAAAAAAAGGGGUUGGAAGGUAGCCUGAUGGGGCCCCAGGAACUGGACAAAUGGCUGGUGGGGACGGUCCGGGCCAUGCAGGAAAGCAUGAGGAAUGUCCAGAGGAGAUUACAGAGCCUGGAGAGCAAGUCCCAGCCACGUGAGCAGAGGCCACCCAGGACUCGGCCUUGGCCCCUAGGGCUCUCGGCUCCCACGCUGCUCUUCUUUAUCCUGUGGCCCUUCGUUGUCCAGUGGCUCUUCCGACAGUUUCGGACCCAGAAGAGGUGACUCAAGGAAGGGGUCUCUCUAGCAACUGAGAAGGCUAUGACGAGUCCCCGCGCACGUCCUGCUGUGACCUGAGCCUCCCUAGGUUUAGGGAAACAGCAUUAGAAAUCCCUCCUAUCUUCUUUCGCCCUGGCACUCCCUCCUUUGGGGGGGGGCAAUAAGACCCCACCCUUCCCUGCAACUCGCACUGACGCCCAGAGUCCCCAAGCGGUUGGAUUGGCUGCUGUCAUGGUGCACAUCCUAGCUUUGGGGUUGGCGGUGAGCACCCUCCGACCCCACCCUCUGGGUCACCUGACUUUGCUCCUGCCGAGUCGGCUCCCUGCCAAGACUCAGCUCUUGGGCGAGUUGGGACUUGGACCUGGCCUGAAGACUGAUUGGCUGAAAGGUUACAGGAAAGACUGAAGCUGGGAGGAAUGGGAGGGGUGUGCAGGCUGGGGGCUGGGACGCCCCGCACACACGCACACGUCGCGCUCAGGACUUCACUAAAGAUUCACGUGCAAUUGAACGCUUCAUUAAACAAAAGAAAACCUCCUCAGUCUGCCGUCUGGGCGCCCACGAAAAGAGCGGGAAAACGGGCGGGUCGCGCGAGACACAAGUCCAGUCCCACUCCCUAAAUGCUCUGAAGAAGAGCUAGGGCUUCCUUAUAAG
Microtus oregoni (creeping vole) is the source of this 2098-nucleotide messenger RNA. It is a transcript of the gene Acbd4, whose product is annotated as acyl-CoA binding domain containing 4. The coding region runs from base 512 to 1453 and encodes 313 amino acids. Gene Ontology annotation, biological process: fatty acid metabolic process. NCBI's taxonomy places the organism in Eukaryota, Metazoa, Chordata, Mammalia, Rodentia, Cricetidae. Gene Ontology annotation, molecular function: fatty-acyl-CoA binding. The record is from RefSeq and is a predicted model, not a curated record. The transcript is spliced from 10 exons.